CUACUUUACCGAUAUAUUUGUGUUAAUUGUAAAUGUCGUAUUUGGUUUUGCGCUUUUUGUAGUGAGAGUUUUGUGAGAUAGUUGUUGAAUUUGGGGAUAUCCAAUUUAUUCAGGAUAAACACGGAAAAUCUGAUGGAAUGAUUGUGAAUUAGCGAGAAAGAAGACAAGACAAAACACAAGUGAAAAUGGCAGCUCUUGGUCAUCAAGCCGCUGCGGCUUCAUUGCUCGACUUUAACCAGAAGUUAGACAUCAACCUUCUGGAUAGUGUGGUUGUAAGUAUGUAUGCAGGAAAUGGAGAGACACAACGAAUUGCACAAGAUGUUCUAACAACUUUAAAAGAGCAUCCGGAUGCGUGGACAAGGGUUGAUACAAUACUCGAAUAUUCAACAAAUCAGCAAACUAAGUACUACGCUCUGCAAAUUUUAGAACAGGUCAUUAAAACACGAUGGAAGAUCCUGCCAAGGAACCAGUGUGAAGGUAUUAAAAAAUAUAUAGUGUCUCUCAUCAUUAAAACAAGCUCGGAUCCUGAAACAUUGGAGAUAAACAAAACCUAUCUUAAUAAGUUGAAUAUGAUAUUGGUGCAGGUUCUGAAACGAGAGUGGCCUAAAAACUGGGAAAGUUUUAUUCCUGACAUUGUGGGUGCAAGUAAAACAAACGAGAGUUUAUGUCAAAAUAAUAUGAUAAUUUUGAAACUGCUUAGUGAGGAACUAUUCGAUUUUUCAUCAGGACAGAUUACACAAACUAAAGCUAAGCAUCUUAAAGAUACAAUGUGUUCCGAAUUCUCAGCAAUUUUUCAUUUAUGCCAGUUUGUUUUGGAGAACUCACAGAAUCCACCUCUAGUGAAUGCCACACUGGAAACUCUUCUUCGUUUUCUGAAUUGGAUACCUCUCGGCUACAUAUUCGAAACUAAUUUGAUCAACACAUUGAUCUUCAAAUUUUUACCAGUUCCUAUGUUUCGCAAUAUUACUUUGAAAUGCCUCACAGAGAUUGCAGGAGUAACUGUUAGCAAUUACGAUGAAAUGUUUGUCCUCUUAUUUAAUCAGACGAUGAUUCAAUUAGAGAUAAUGUUACCUGUUAUGACUGACAUCAAAUCAGCUUAUGCUUGUGGGCAAGAUCAAGAGCAGAACUUCAUCCAAAAUUUGGCUUUAUUCUUGUGUUCAUUCUUGAAAGAGCACAGCAACAUUGCAGAAAAUCAAUUUGCUACUUUGGGGAAAGCACUUCGAUAUCUUGUACUGAUUUCUGAAGUAGAAGAGGUUGAGAUUUUUAAAAUAUGCCUGGAGUAUUGGAAUACUUUGGCAUCUGAUUUGUAUCAAGAAGUGCCUCAUGGAGGAGCGCGUCCAAUAUUUUUUGGAAAUAGUCGUCCCACUUGUACAAAAGAGACUUCUGUAAACAUGUAUCAUGAACUGUAUAAAGAAGUAUUGAACAAAGUUCGAUAUAUUAUGAUUUCACGAAUGGCAAAGCCUGAGGAGGUGUUGGUUGUUGAGAAUGAUAAUGGGGAGGUAGUGAGAGAAUUUAUGAAAGAUACUGACUCAAUUAACUUAUAUAAGAAUAUGCGUGAAACACUUGUUUAUUUAACUCACUUGGACUGUGCUGAUACUGAACGUAUUAUGACAAACAAGUUACAAAACCAAGUCAAUGGUAGUGAAUGGUCUUGGAAGAAUUUGAAUACGCUCUGUUGGGCUAUUGGAAGCAUAUCUGGUGCAAUGCAUGAAGAAGAUGAAAAAAGAUUUCUUGUUACUGUUAUUAAAGAUCUUCUUGGUUUGUGUGAACAGAAACGUGGUAAAGACAAUAAGGCUAUUAUUGCUUCUAAUAUUAUGUAUGUAGUGGGACAGUAUCCACGAUUUUUAAGAGCACACUGGAAAUUUUUGAAAACUGUUGUAAAUAAACUUUUUGAGUUCAUGCACGAAACUCAUGAUGGUGUUCAAGACAUGGCGUGUGAUACUUUUAUAAAGAUUGCUUUGAAAUGUAGAAGGCAUUUCGUUACUACACAAAUUGGAGAGUCUUGCCCUUUCAUUGAAGAUAUUUUGGCUUCAAUAUCCACCAUUAUAUGCGAUCUACAACAGCAACAAGUUCAUACAUUUUAUGAAGCCGUGGGAUAUAUGAUAUCUGCUCAGGUAGAUGCUGCAACUCAAGAAGCACUAAUAGAAAAGUACAUGUUGUUACCCAAUCAGGUUUGGGAUGAUAUCAUCAGCCAGGCCAGUAAAAACGUUGACUUUUUGAAAGAGAUUGAAAUUGUUAAGCAGUUAGCAAGUAUAUUGAAAACUAACGUAAGGGCUUGCAAAGCACUCAAUCAUGCUUAUGUUUUACAACUUGGUCGCAUCUACUUAGACAUGCUGAAUGUCUAUAAGGUUAUGUCAGAAAACAUAACAGCAGCUAUUCAACUUAAUGGAGAGAUGGUCACGAAACAGCCUUUGAUCAAAUCCAUGAGGGUGGUAAAAAAGGAAACCUUGAAACUCAUAUCAGAUUGGAUAUCAAGAUCGCACGACAAUGGUAUGGUCUUAGACAAUUUCAUCCCCCCAUUUUUAGAUGCCGUUCUUCUGGAUUAUCAGAGAACGCAGGUACCUGCUGCUAGGGAACCUGAAGUAC
This is a messenger RNA of Leptinotarsa decemlineata (Colorado potato beetle), 2586 nucleotides long. It is a transcript of the gene emb, whose product is annotated as exportin-1 emb. Lineage: Eukaryota; Metazoa; Arthropoda; Insecta; Coleoptera; Chrysomelidae. Gene Ontology annotation, molecular function: nuclear export signal receptor activity; small GTPase binding. Gene Ontology annotation, cellular component: cytoplasm; nucleus. Gene Ontology annotation, biological process: ribosomal large subunit export from nucleus; ribosomal small subunit export from nucleus; protein export from nucleus. The record is from RefSeq and is a predicted model, not a curated record.